AUGGCCAGUUCAAUAAGCAUGGACGGAGAAGGAACAGCAAGUGAAGGCAGAGUUGAUAAAAAAUCAGGCAACGCUGCCUCGAGCAAUACCUUAUUCAACAACACAAACACCACUGAGUCAGUUCAAGUUCCCAUGGUUUACGAUACUAUGACAUUUGAAAGCAGACAAGCAGUUGGUCUUCGGGAUAUGGAGAAAAGAAUAGAAGCCGAUAUGAAAAGAAAGAGAAAAUCGUGGGAAAAAGAAGUGGAGCGCAUGAGACAGGAAUUUCUACAUUUAUACCCUACAGAUCGAGUGUGGGGAAGUGAAGAACUGCUGAAUGACCCUUUAGUUGCCAAACGACGAGGAAGUACGGAUAUUCUAGAUCCUAAAAAAAUGAAAACCCUAUUUCUCGAUUAUCCAGAUGUAGGAAGAAAAUUUAGGAUUCGAUUUGACGUAUCCGGAUUUGACCCGACAUCAAUACAUGUAGCUAGUGACGGUGAUCGUAUUAUUGUUCGCGCCAUCAAGCAUGAAUCAGCCACAAAUCUUACCAAUAUGUCAAACGAUGUAAACGAUCAACAAAAUAAUAACUCUGAAAACAAUGCUAACAACAGUGACAAAAGCUAUUCGAACGCGGUCCCUUCGUCAACGUCAUCAUCUAUAAUUCAGCUGCAGAAUCAAAGCAACGACACGGCACCACGGUCGUCAACCGAUACGACAAAUAUGAACAACACAUCGGUGCCACCUAAAGGUUCUAUUAAUCGGGCAUAUGAACGUAAAAUACAAAAACCGAAAGAAGUAGAUCCUCAUAAAUUUAAAUCUUAUUUAACGUCCGACCAUAUAUUGAUAGUGGAAGCCCCACUGAGAGGGCGCUCAAGCUACCACGAUCUUCGACGAGCCAGUCCGGCUUCGUCUACCCAUCAUUCUGCUGUCGGUUUGAGUUCUUCACCGGCAGGUUCCAGAUCUCCUUCCAACAGCCCCGGCCAAGAUACACCGUCCAAAGAAAAUAAAAUCGGUGUUCCAACUUUUAGAGAAGAAAAUGGUCAACGAAGGUUGGUUCUCAUUGUUGAUUUGGGCGGUAUUUUCAAGCCUCAGGAUAUUACAGUCCAGCGCGGUGCUUACUCUACGGUGCCGGAGUCGUUUUCCUUAAUUGAAAAUUCAAGCGUGAUUGGCCCCAGUUGUAGAUCUUGCAAAUUUGAGUGGAAGAACGAAUAUUUUGAAUAUUUAUGGAUAAGCAUCGACGCAAGCAGCAUAGUGAUUGUCGACGACUUCAGGUACCUCGGGUCAUACACAGCGUCAAAUGAGAAAGACGUGGACAAUAAAAUUGCUCUAGCAUGGGUUGCAUUCACCAAGCUCAAGACUAUCCUUAGAUCGUCCAAACCAAAGUCAAGUUCAUGA
Molecule: messenger RNA, 1374 nt
Organism: Helobdella robusta
Lineage: Eukaryota; Metazoa; Annelida; Clitellata; Rhynchobdellida; Glossiphoniidae
Exons: 3
Coding region: 1-1374 (457 amino acids)
Biological process (GO): protein refolding; response to heat
Molecular function (GO): protein folding chaperone
Source: RefSeq, a predicted model, not a curated record